Messenger RNA from Ostreococcus tauri, 717 nucleotides. RefSeq names its product Chlorophyll A-B binding protein. NCBI's taxonomy places the organism in Eukaryota, Viridiplantae, Chlorophyta, Mamiellophyceae, Mamiellales, Bathycoccaceae. The record is from RefSeq and is a predicted model, not a curated record. The transcript has a single exon. The coding region runs from base 1 to 717 and encodes 238 amino acids.
AUGUUUGCGAUGAAAACGAGCGCGGUGAUGGGUACAUCCGCGCGGGCGCGACGGAGCCGAGGCGUAGCGUCGAGGGCGGUUUCGACGACGACGCGCGCGGAGGGUGGGUCGGAUUGGAAGCCGAUGGCGGUGACGAAGCCGAACUUGGUGAAUAAUCUGGACGGGAAGACGACGAGGAACAUCGAUGGGAAGGUGUACACGAUCGAGGCGAGAGGGGAAUCGAUCGUGGUCACCGAUAAGUUUGGCGCCUCGUUUGAGUCGCGAGUGAACAAGGCGGGCGUUAUCGAGGCCAACAUGGCGGCGCGCGUCGGCGCCGCGGGCGGUGGCGCCGAUGACGUUGAUUUUGCGUCAUUGAAACCGACCGAUAUCGUCGGGUUCAACGCGAAGUAUAAGAUCCCGGAGAUUGUCAACGGGCGCGCGGCCAUGGUGGGUGCGGUGCUGGCGCUCUUCUCCAAGAUUGGCGGCGGCGGCUCCGUGGCGCACCAAAUGUUUACCCCGGGUGGAUUCAGUUCCAUGUGCUUCAUGAUGGGAGCCGUCACCGCGGCGACGCUCGCACCCGCGGCGUUGGGCAAGACGUCCCUUCGCGCUGCGAUCCCGGAUGAGAACGCCAGCUUCCCGAACGAGCGCCUGCCAACUACGUGGACAGCAACUGCAGAAGCCCUCAAUGGCAAGGUCGCCAUGGUCAUCUUGACCCUCGCGCUUAUCACGGGCAACUAA